Diatraea saccharalis (sugarcane borer) is the source of this 2131-nucleotide messenger RNA. Lineage: Eukaryota; Metazoa; Arthropoda; Insecta; Lepidoptera; Crambidae. The record is from the annotation of a GenBank genome assembly.
AGACGAGGAAUACUCUUGAACUAGCAGUAGGUAUACCGUGAGUUUAUUUAAAAGAAUUCCUAUAUAGUGUGUUAUGUUAUGAAACAGAUAAAAUAUGAAUACCCAUCUGAUUGACUGGUCUUCAGAGUUAUCUGAUUCAGAUCAUGCCGUAGAUCUGCUCGUUAAUGAAUAUGAUACUACAUCGAUGCCAUUGCCGGACAUUGAAUUCGAACCUCACCUUCUUAUAUCAAAAGUCCGUAAACAUUACAUGGAAUAUAUUAUAAAACUUCUAUCUAUUAAUUAUGAAAAUAACCAGAAACUCUUGAACAAAAAUAUAUAUCUGCCGAGUGCAAUUUGGAGAUGUGCAAAGAACAUUGAAAUGAAAGCUGCUCAGACUUGCAUGGUUGUACAAUUGUACAGGAAAAAUAUUGUAGCAGCGAUAACAGAGCUAAAGAAUGAUACCAAAAGAGGAAAACUCAACAAAAAGCUAUAUGAAUGUCUCCGUAAACCAUCCGUAAACGAAAAGAAGCUGCAAACAACAUUAUCCAACACAAUAGACUGCCAUUGUCAGUGUGUUUGUAAUAAACGAAAGAAAUUCCGAAAAACAACAAUAUCACCUAAAACUAUACCAAAUGAGAUAUCCAAUAUGUCAACAAACGUAAAAAAUGAUGUUUCUAUAUAUAAUAUACCAGUUAUAGCUAAUUUGCAAGCUGACAGUCCCCAAGUGGCCGAUAUCAAUUAUACAACUGCCUCUAAAAAAUCACCUUUGUCAAUUAAUGUAAACCAAACAAAAUUUUCUGAUUUAUCUCAUAAUCCACCAAGAAUGUCCAUUGAAUCUCAAGACUCUGAUGAAUUAAUGAUGCAGUUAGAAAAACUGUUCCAAUGUGAUUCUCAAGAAGAUGAAUUAUUUGAAGGUCCUUUAUAUGAUAAUCUUGAAACUUCUUUACAAGAUGAUCUCACUAAAAAGAAAGAAUGUAAUGAAACUCAAUUAAAUCAACCACAUGAGUCAGUGAUUAGUAACCAUACAGCUCAAAUCAAAUCGCUCGACGAAAGAUUAGCAUCAUUAACUGGUUUGUUAGUGAACAACUUUGACAAUAAUGUACAGCACGAAAAAGUAGAAAAUCCUAAGAGUAAUCAUAAACCAAGUACAAGCAAAUGGUUAUGUGAAGAAUACUUUCUUAAGGCAAAACUAUUUGAGCUUUUGGAUCAGAUUGGUGACUGCAAUAGGAAGAAGCUUGCUAGAAUCAAAGAAAUGUUAACAGAGCUAUUUGGCGAAGAUAGUGAUGAAGAAUGCAUAAUGUCACCCUUAGAAGAGACGCCUGAAUUCGUCAUAAGUUGUAAAGAGCGCAUUGCUCCUUGGGUGGUUAAACUUCUUACACCUUAUUAUAUAAAAGGACGAAUAAGAGGCAAAAGUCUUUUUAAGGCAUUGGCUAAACAUUUAAUAAGACUGAUUUAUCAAUGUAGUCGAUAUCCACAAGAGUAUGAAGUGAACAGUUUUGUAUCAGAUUUCUUGCAAAAUCAUAAAAUGAUUAGGUGUGAAGCAGACUUCAAGCAAUUUAGAAUUGAGAACUUGUAAAUGUUAUCCGAAUUAUAUAAACAUAGUUCACUUGCAAAGUCUAACGUUGUUUAAAUUUUAAUAAAUUUUAUUAAAACCUAUUUGCAUUUAAACAUUAUAUAUAAAAUUUAAGUUCGAAAUAUAUUGGCAAUGUUCCAGGAAUAUGAUAUACCGUCGACAGCACAUCAGAUAAAACACAGGUCAAUUUUUUUUUAAAUUAAAAUUGUUUAAAUUUUAAAAUUAAUUGUUGAAAUUUGGCCAUUUGUAGUAACCUGGUGUGGUGCUGAAUGUGUACCUAUCCAAGUAAGCCAUUUCCCACAUACUUCUACAUUUAUUUGAACAGUGUUUUCUGUUGGACAAUUCAAUAAAGUUUUAUGCCUAAUAAUGUGAAGGUAAAUUAAUUCUAAUUAAUUAACCUUAUCAACAUACUAAGAAUUUACGUAACAUGUUAUAUGUAAAUAUUAAACCAAAGUGAUAAUGUACUUGUUUGAGAUGGAUAAUAAAAUGUUAUCAUUCUAUUUAUAUGUAUCAUUUUAAAUUCAUAAUCAACAGCGUAUAGGCUUAAUUUUCUUCUACGCUGGCAAUGGUCACUUAUGU